This is a messenger RNA of Opisthorchis viverrini, 621 nucleotides long. RefSeq lists its product as hypothetical. The coding region runs from base 1 to 621 and encodes 206 amino acids. Lineage: Eukaryota; Metazoa; Platyhelminthes; Trematoda; Opisthorchiida; Opisthorchiidae. The record is from RefSeq and is a predicted model, not a curated record. The transcript has a single exon.
AUGGCUCUUCGCAGGAGGAGGAUCUACGCUCGUAGGCGCUUUAGGCGACGGGCUACUCGUUUUGCUCGUCGGUUUCGUAAAGGGUUGCGGUCUCGGUUUGUCUGUCGUAAGUUCAUUAGCGUCAUUGAUGUCAAUACUGAUAGGGCCGAUUUUGAAAUAGCCCCUAAGGUGGAGGAUUUCAAGCAAGCUAAAUGUUUGCUUGAUUUGUAUCGUCGUUUUCGGAUUAAGGGAAUUAGCGUUCGGUACCGUAGUGAUAUACGCGGUGCUAUGGCUACUUGGUCAGAUCUCGGUAGUGCCUGUGUUCGGUUGGGCUGUUCGCCUAUAGCCUAUAAGGGUCAGUAUACGCAAUGUUCGGAGACCGACUGUCUACGUAUCAAAGGUUUCUAUAGAGAAUUUGUACUUCAAAGAGAUUUCGCAAUUAACCGCAAAGCAUUAUGGGUCAACGGAGAUAAGCCUGAGGCUAAGCGUAAUCCUCGGUCGGCGGAUCCUAAGCUUCCUCAUUACGGACUAUACUUUAAGUUUUGUAAUCUAAGCCCGGAGUAUCAAGCUAAGGUGAAGCGCGCUGGGAAACUUUACACAACUGCCUAUAUCCAAUUCCGCGAUCGUAAACUAGCCGAUUAA